CUCACAGGCCAACCCCGCUCCCAUUAUCGUGAACACAGACUCGCUGGAACAAGGGCUCUCUAUGAAUGGCAGUGAUGGGAUGUUCAAAUAUGAGGAGAUCGUCUUGGAAAGGGGUAACUCCGGGCUCGGCUUCAGCAUAGCGGGAGGAAUCGACAACCCCCAUGUUCCGGAUGACCCGGGUAUCUUCAUCACCAAGAUCAUCCCCGGGGGAGCGGCAGCCAUGGAUGGCCGUCUAGGGGUGAAUGACUGCGUGCUGCGGGUGAACGACGUGGACGUCUCCGAGGUUGUGCACAGCAAAGCUGUGGAGGCCCUGAAGGAAGCGGGCCCCGUGGUGCGGCUCGUGGUGCGGCGCCGGCAGCCCCCGCCAGAGACCAUCAUGGAGGUUAACCUGAUGAAGGGCCCCAAAGGCCUGGGGUUCAGCAUUGCAGGGGGCAUUGGGAACCAGCACAUCCCUGGCGACAACAGCAUCUACAUCACCAAGAUCAUCGAGGGAGGUGCUGCCCAAAAGGACGGGCGCCUGCAGAUCGGGGACCGGCUGCUUGCGGUGAAUAACACAAACCUGCAGGACGUGCGGCAUGAGGAGGCAGUGGCUGCCCUGAAGAACACCUCUGACAUGGUGUACCUGAAAGUGGCCAAGCCCGGCAACAUCCACCUCAACGACAUGUACGCGCCCCCCGACUACGCCAGCACCUUCUCAGCCUUGGCUGACAACCACAUAAGCCAUAACUCCAGUCUGGGCUACCUGGGCAGCGUUGAGAGCAAGCCUGCCUAUCCCAUCCCCACCCAGGUGACUCCGUCCCGAUACUCGCCUAUUCCUCGGCACAUGAUUGGAGACGAUGACUUCACUAGGGAGCCCCGGAAAAUCAUCCUGCACAAAGGCUCCACUGGCCUGGGCUUCAACAUUGUUGGAGGGGAAGACGGUGAGGGGAUCUUUGUGUCCUUCAUCCUGGCUGGAGGCCCUGCUGACCUCAGCGGGGAGCUGCGGAGGGGAGACCGCAUCCUCUCGGUGAACGGCGUGAACCUCCGCAACGCCACCCACGAGCAGGCGGCGGCGGCGCUGAAGCGAGCGGGGCAGACGGUGACCAUCAUCGCGCAGUACCGGCCCGAAGAGUACAGCCGCUUCGAGUCCAAGAUCCACGACCUGAGGGAGCAGAUGAUGAACAGCAGCAUGAGCUCCGGCUCUGGCUCGCUCCGGACAAGCGAGAAGAGAUCCCUCUAUGUCAGAGCCCUGUUUGACUAUGACCGGACCCGGGACAGUUGCCUGCCCAGCCAGGGGCUCAGCUUCUCCUACGGGGACAUCCUACACGUCAUCAACGCCUCCGAUGACGAGUGGUGGCAAGCCAGGCUCGUCACACCCCACGGGGAGAGCGAGCAGAUCGGGGUCAUCCCCAGCAAGAAGAGGGUGGAAAAGAAGGAGAGAGCACGAUUGAAAACAGUGAAGUUCCACGCCAGGACUGGCAUGAUUGAGUCCAACAGGGACUUCCCUGGGUUAAGUGACGAUUAUUAUGGAGCAAAGAACCUGAAGGGCGUGACAUCAAACACCAGUGACAGCGAGAGCAGUUCCAAAGGACAAGAGGACACCAUCCUGUCAUACGAGCCCGUGACACGGCAAGAAAUUCACUAUGCGAGGCCGGUGAUCAUCCUGGGGCCAACAAAGGACCGAAUUAACGAUGACCUCAUCUCGGAAUUCCCACACAAGUUUGGUUCCUGCGUGCCCCACACUACCAGGCCUCGGCGGGAGAACGAGGUGGACGGACAGGACUACCACUUCGUUGUAUCCAGGGAACAGAUGGAGAAAGACAUCCAAGACAACAAGUUCAUAGAGGCUGGGCAGUUCAAUGACAAUCUCUAUGGCACCAGCAUUCAGUCAGUGCGAGCAGUGGCAGAGAGGGGGAAACACUGCAUCCUGGAUGUGUCUGGCAAUGCUAUCAAGAGGUUGCGACAAGCACAACUGUAUCCCAUUGCCAUUUUCAUCAAACCAAAAUCCAUUGAAGCUCUCAUGGAGAUGAACCGGAGACAGACGUAUGAACAGGCCAACAAGGUCUUUGAUAAAGCCAUGAAACUUGAGCAAGAGUUUGGAGAAUAUUUUACAGCCAUCGUACAAGGAGACUCUCUUGAAGAGAUUUACAGCAAAAUCAAACAGAUCAUUGAGGACCAGUCCGGGCACUACAUCUGGGUCCCGUCCCCAGAGAAGCUCUGAAGAUGUCCCCCACCUGCUUCCUUGUGAGCAGAAGAUCUCUGAAGUCCCACCCAUCCAAGCCCUCUGCCCUGAGGGGGAGGGAUAUGAAAACUAUUCCUGCCCCCUUUUUUAGAUCGUCGCAAAAUUGAGUUUUCUAGUCCUGUUUCUUUUGUUGGGAUGAACUCAUAUCAUUCAUCACGUGACUGUUCCCACCAUUCCUGCAUGGACCUUCCCACUGCUCCAUUAGAGACAGAUGAGAACCCAUUCAAGGUCGUUUUUUAUUAUUAUUAUUAUUAUUAUUAUUAUAUUAUUAUUAUUAUUAUUAACUAAACAAAGAAUCAAGAUGGGAGGAGGCAGAUAAGGACUAAUGUAAGAAACAAGUGAAACAAUGGACUCUGAACACGAGCUGGUAUCAGAGCUCCAGGGGCAUUUUUCCAAGUGUGACUGUCUAGCAGCUCUGAACAGCGCGACACACGGGCAGCAGAAAGCGUUUUAUUUAUCUGUAUAUGUAAUUUAUAUAUAAUAUAUAGAGAGAUAUUAUAUAUAUAUUAUAUAUAUAUAUAUGUAUGUGGACUAGGAAACCUGAGGGACCUCUCUGGAAAGGUAUUGUGUUAUUGCAAGGUUCUUUCAGUUCCUCUGUCCCAACCACGGGGCGUAGGGAGUCCACUUGGGCAGGAAGAGCUCAAAACGGUACCAGGUGCUUUGGAAGCAUCUCCCAUCCAGGCCAGUUCCCUGCAGCCACCCUGGGUCUGAGGCAGAGCAGAGACUGGUACUGCCUGUGCAGGAGGGACCAGAGCAAGGAGCAGCAGCUGGUCUGAGAGAGGCUGGGAGACAGAGACUGAGCAGGAGGCUGCGGAGCAAGAGAAUGGAUGAUACUACAUAUUAAAUUGCACAUUGUUUUACACACCACCUUAUGUGUUUGCAUGAGAGGUUUCCUUUUGGUUCUAUUUUUUUAAGCUGAUUUUAAACCAAAACCAUAUUGUGUUGUUGUGUUGGCUUUUUUUUUUUAUUAUUAUUAUUAUUAUUAUUCCAUUUUUCUCUUGUUAAUAAUGAACUGAAUGGGUAUAAAAUCCAGUUUUUUAACUUAUUUUUUAAGCUGGCUCUAUUGUAAAUAGAAUCUAGAUCUGUGGUGUUUAGUUAAGAAAUACUCUACUGGCCACAUGGAACAAAUGUACUCACUGUCCUGUGUUGCUGUGGAAAACCUGGGAUGUUGGACUGGCCCUGUACCUGUGGGUGCAGGUGAAAUGACCCAUUCUAGCUCGUGGCAGCACACUGACAUUCCCUUCUGCAUUAGCCACUGGCAGGAAAAGCCCCCAGCUGUGCCUUGGAUGGACACUCACAUUUUCCAAAUCAGUAACAGAACUGAAAAAACUUCCUCUCUUCCCUGCUCCAUGCCAAAUUCCUGGCUCUGCUGCGUGCAGGUGCCAGUGGUGGCUUUCCCAGUGGGAGGCCCAUCCUUCCAGCACGGCAGGACCUCACCUGCUGGGAGCUGGGGCUUGGUGGGUGACUGCGUGGCCGCCUUGCCUGGUUCUGUCUCUGACACCUCUGCACGAAUCCUGUUUCCAAAACUGGGCUCUGCUCCCCCUCUUGGGGUGCCCCCAGAAGCCCGAGGUGGUGCUGAGUGCUGGCAGGGCUGAGGGCAGGGGGUGCAGAGCUGCCCCUCCUGCUGGGCACUGGGAUUUUUCAAGUGAGACAACUGUGAGCACCCAGACCGACGGCCCUGAGCUGAGACAUGUCUGUCCUUGAGGACACCUUGGCUUCCAUACUUGAGUGGGGGCUCCAGUGUGGGAAUAGACCCUGGUGUGAAGCUGGGGGGACACUCGUGUGGCCUUUGAGAAGGAGCUGUGCUGCUGGGCACCUGUGUGCAGGUACGAGCGCUCCCACCUUGCACAGAGCUGGCCAAGCACCAGGGCCGAGGUCACUGCACAAGCACGAGCAGGUAAGUGUUCUCCUCCUCUUUGGCAGGGAUAGGUGAGGGCAUGGGGUGCUGGUCCCCUCUCCAGGAGGUGAUGGGUACCGGUGUGUCAGUCAGGGCCUGGCACACACAGGCCACGGUUGUCAGUGUGAGCAGGAACUGUAGGACUGUCCCUGUGCUGUCUGGGGAGAAGCCCCUUUUUGCCCCUCCUGCAUCCCAAGGAGCCCUGCAGGGACUGAGCAGCUUCUGGGGACAGGAGGCGGGACACAGACGCAGCCGUGAGCACGGUGGAGGGCAGGAAGGAUUCUGCUGUUCGGGGGGGACGACCCUAAAGGAGCACAUGGAACUUUGGCAAUGGAUUCCUGCUCAGCAUCCACCCCCUGCCCCGCUGCUCCUGCUCCGGCUGCUACAAAUGUCGGUCCCUGGAGAAGUGGAGUAAGUGAAACAAAAAUCCUUAAGGUGCUAGUCACACCAUUCCUGUAUUUUUUUUUUCCUUUUUCUUUUUUUUUGCCUAAUAGCCUGUCUCCCUCUGUCAAGUCACGUGGAGAAAAAGAUGAUGUACUCCAUGGCAUAGCUGACAGUAUCGAAUCGAUCAUGACAACAGUAGUUGGUUAACAGUGUUUCUUCCAAGGAGACAUAUAUUUUUAAUAAACAGAGAGUUGCAAAGAA
This is a messenger RNA of Corapipo altera (White-ruffed manakin), 4763 nucleotides long. It is a transcript of the gene DLG3, whose product is annotated as discs large MAGUK scaffold protein 3. Gene Ontology annotation, biological process: chemical synaptic transmission. Gene Ontology annotation, molecular function: kinase binding. Gene Ontology annotation, cellular component: neuron projection; postsynaptic density membrane; neuromuscular junction. NCBI's taxonomy places the organism in Eukaryota, Metazoa, Chordata, Aves, Passeriformes, Pipridae. The record is from RefSeq and is a predicted model, not a curated record. The transcript is spliced from 20 exons. The coding region runs from base 62 to 2200 and encodes 712 amino acids.